AUGCUCAACCAAUCCUACCAGAAUGGUUCCUAUCUCGGAGGAGUUCAUCUACAUGAAUUUCCUACAAUCAACUUCUCUCCUCACUACUGUUUACCGACCAUGGACGCGACAAAAUCCUCGCCAGAGCAACUACAAACAGGUUACGAUCCUUGCUUUCAAUUGGCUUCACAUCAGCAAAAAAUUGCAUAUCAAGAACACUUACCGACAACAUCGGCUCAGACCAUUCCCCCAAAUGAAUAUAGUAGCUGCGCUCAGAUUUCUCUUCCACAGUUCUCCAUGCCUUGGACAGAUACUUUGUAUGCGGGCAAAAAUAUUGUAACUGGGGAUUGUGAAUUUUUUAAUCUUUUAGAUCAUAACAAAAGCCUAUGCGACUACACAACAAAUUUAUUAUUCGACGAUUUUACAGGUUUUGAACCAUACACCUUUUCCGAUUCCCACAGAUUCCUUGACUACAGCAAUGAUGUGCCGACUGCACCAAAAUAUCAAAAUAAUAUUUUGAAUAGUCAUUCACAGUCUCAAAAUUUUAUAGAGGGUAUCAUCGGGGAAUCAAAACCCAACAAUUACAAUUCUCCACACAACAUGGUCUGCAAUGUCGAAGGGGCUCAAAAUAGUAACGAGAGUACCUUGCCACAAGACCAUUUCCUGGGAAUUAAAAAUGAUCUCCCUUUUUCUGCAAGCCCUUCGGCUGUCAGCUACGAAAAACAAUCUUGCGAGUCAUACGCUAGGCUUAUUUAUCGGGCAUUAAUGAGUGCGCCAAAUUAUCGCAUGGCUUUGCAAGAGAUAUACCAAUGGUUCCGUGAAAACACAUGUAAGGGCACGAAUGAAAGUGAAAGCGGUUGGAAGAAUAGUAUUAGACACAACCUUUCAAUGAACGCUGUAUGUAACUACUGA
This is a messenger RNA of Blumeria graminis f. sp. triticale, 891 nucleotides long. Lineage: Eukaryota; Fungi; Ascomycota; Leotiomycetes; Helotiales; Erysiphaceae. The record is from the annotation of a GenBank genome assembly.